Molecule: messenger RNA, 1751 nt
Organism: Capsaspora owczarzaki ATCC 30864
Lineage: Eukaryota; Filasterea; Ministeriida; Capsasporidae
Product: solute carrier family 38
Exons: 2
Coding region: 65-1681 (538 amino acids)
Biological process (GO): L-glutamine transport; amino acid transmembrane transport
Molecular function (GO): L-glutamine transmembrane transporter activity
Source: RefSeq, a predicted model, not a curated record
CUCAGUUCCAGGCUCCCCGAACUUCACACACUCUUUGUAACUUUGUAACAAAGCCUUGCGGCAAAUGGCAUCGUCGUACCAGCCACUGCGCAAUUCAGCCAGCGGCACGUCCAUGGCAUACUCCUCCACCGAGAGCACCGGCGCUGGGUAUGGCGGGUACGGAUCGCGGGACUACGGCGUCGGGCGCAUGGGCUACGACGGUUCGGCGCGCAGCCACAGUCCGCCCGACUACUACCACGACACGGCGGCGGCGGCGGCGCACGGUCGCAGUGGUGGCAGUGGCUACGAGGACACCAAGGCACACCCAAUCAACGACAAUGACGGCGCAGAUGCACCGCUGCUGGGCUCCUCGCAGCAAGAGGAGCACGUCCGAAGCUCGUCCUUUGCAGGCGCCUCCUUCAACAUGAUGACUGCGAUUAUGGGAUCGGGCAUUCUCGGACUCGCCUACGCGAUGCGCUACUCGGGCAUUGUUCCGUUUACGAUUCUGAUGGUGUUCAUGGCCGGGUGCGGAUUGUAUGCCAUCCAUAUGCUGCUCACACUGUGCACACACACCGGAAUCAACACGUACGAGGGGCUUGGCGUCAAGGCGUUCGGGCGCGUUGGCAAGAUUGCCGUGUCAACGUCCAUUCUGAUUCAGAACAUUGGCGCCACGACAAGCUACCUCGUCAUUGCGGGAGAUCUUCUUCCCGACCUCAUGCGUGUCUUUACGUCCGAGAAUGACAACUCGAAAACGCCCUUCUACGUCGAUCGCAACUUUCUCUUGUGCAUUAUUGCCGCGACAGUCGUCUUCCCGCUCACCUCGCUACGUCGGAUUGGUCUGCUGGCAUACACGAGCACCAUUUCUGUCAUCUUCAUGGCCAUGAUGACGUUUGUCGUUGUUGCCAAACGCGACCACAUUUCCUGCCCGCUGCCUGGCAACGAGACCGACUCGUCGGCGUUCGCCACCAUCACCGCACCGCCACCACCGCCGACGACUGCGCUCCCUGCACUGUACUAUGCCACGGACAACUCAACCACGUCCGACUCGUGCACGGCCGAACUGUUUGCCUUUUCGACCAACUUUUUCUUUGUGUUGCCCACCAUGGCCUUCUCGUUUGUCUGCCACACUGCGCUGCUGCCCAUCUAUGCCGAGCUCAAAAAGCCAACGCAGGCUCGCAUGCAGGCAGUGUCCAACGUUGCCGUUAUGACUUGCUUUUCCCUGUACUUUAUUGCUGGACUCUUUGGCUAUCUGACCUUCUACCAAUCGGUGGAUAGCGACCUGCUCAAAUCGUACUCCUUCCAGCGCGAAGACGUGUUGGUUUGUGUCGUGCGCACGGCCUUCGUCUUGGCUGUCAUCCUGACUGCACCCGGCGUGUACUUCCCGGCUCGCAAAACAAUCAUGCUGUUCUUCUUCCCAAACAGGCCGUUCAGCUGGUUCCUGCACUACGCCGUCACCAUCUUCCUGGUUGGCUUUACCCUCGUGCUAGCUCUCUUUGUCCCAGACAUUAAGAACGUGUUUGGACUUGCCGGCGCGACCUCAUCGGUUUCGCUCAUGUUUGUGCUGCCAUCGCUCUUCUUCAUUCGGAUACUGCCUGGCGCCUACCUCUCUCGAACCAAGCUGCCAGCUGUCAUCAUGAGCAUCUUGGGUGUUUUGAUUGGCCUGACUUGUGUUGGAGGAGUGAUUGCGUCUUGGCUUGUAUGAAAGCAAAUAAGACUCUUUUGUGUUGAUGUCACGGAGCUGUAGAUUCCCACAAUGAAGAGCAUCACUGCCA